Balaenoptera acutorostrata (minke whale) is the source of this 1680-nucleotide messenger RNA. It is a transcript of the gene CNOT9, whose product is annotated as CCR4-NOT transcription complex subunit 9. Lineage: Eukaryota; Metazoa; Chordata; Mammalia; Artiodactyla; Balaenopteridae. The coding region runs from base 170 to 1069 and encodes 299 amino acids. The transcript has 8 exons. The record is from RefSeq and is a predicted model, not a curated record. Gene Ontology annotation, biological process: mRNA catabolic process; negative regulation of translation. Gene Ontology annotation, cellular component: P-body; CCR4-NOT complex; CCR4-NOT core complex.
GUGUGGGCGGGGUCAGGGGUGAAAGGUCAGAGGGGCUGCGAAGGGGCGGAGCGAGCCGGAGGCGGAUGGCGGCUGCGGCGGCUCAUCUGCUUCGGCGGUAGAGGCGCUGAAGCUGGGACGCGAGUCGGGCGUGUCCGGCGGUGGGAGGAGAGCGGCGGCCGCUCCCAACAUGCACAGUCUGGCGACGGCUGCGCCUGUGCCUACUGCACUGGCCCAGGUGGAUAGAGAAAAGAUCUAUCAAUGGAUCAAUGAGCUGUCCAGUCCUGAGACAAGGGAAAAUGCUUUGCUGGAGUUAAGUAAAAAGCGAGAAUCUGUUCCUGACCUUGCACCCAUGCUGUGGCAUUCAUUUGGUACUAUUGCAGCACUUUUACAGGAAAUUGUAAAUAUUUAUCCAUCUAUCAACCCACCCACCUUGACAGCACACCAAUCUAACAGAGUUUGCAACGCUCUGGCAUUAUUGCAAUGUGUAGCAUCACACCCAGAAACCAGGUCAGCAUUUCUUGCAGCACACAUCCCACUUUUUUUGUACCCCUUUUUGCACACUGUCAGCAAAACACGUCCCUUUGAGUAUCUUCGGCUAACCAGUCUUGGAGUUAUUGGGGCCCUGGUGAAAACAGAUGAGCAGGAAGUAAUCAACUUUUUACUGACAACAGAAAUUAUCCCUUUGUGUUUGCGCAUUAUGGAAUCUGGAAGUGAACUUUCUAAAACGGUUGCCACAUUUAUCCUCCAGAAGAUCCUCUUAGAUGACACUGGUUUGGCUUAUAUAUGUCAGACAUAUGAGCGUUUCUCCCAUGUUGCCAUGAUCUUGGGUAAGAUGGUCCUGCAGCUAUCCAAAGAGCCUUCCGCCCGUUUGUUGAAGCAUGUAGUAAGAUGUUACCUUCGACUCUCAGAUAAUCCCAGGGCACGUGAAGCACUCAGGCAGUGCCUCCCUGACCAGCUGAAGGACACGACCUUCGCCCAGGUGCUAAAAGAUGACACCACCACUAAACGCUGGCUUGCACAACUCGUGAAGAACCUGCAAGAGGGCCAGGUCACCGAUCCCCGGGGUAUCCCCCUGCCCCCUCAGUGAUCCUCCCCCGUCCCCUCCCACUACUCCCCCAAGUUGGGGAAGGGAGGGGAAACCUGCGAGGAAUACAGCUCAGGUUUUAUUGCUGACUGGGAAUAGACGACCUCAAUGCUGAACUGCACUGGAGAAAAGGGGCACGGUACCCCUGCUGAGGUGUAUGAGCUGCCAUCAGGCUGCCUUGAGGACCUGGGCUCCCUCUGCUACUCCCAGGAAACGGGCUCCUGACACAGUGUUCUGCCACCACAGCCAAGGAGGGUGUCAACACCAGCAAAUGCUGUAUUUGCAGCAUGCCCAAGAUGACCGUGCUCCCUCACCUCUACCCAGCCACUGGCAGGGAGGGGAGACAGUGGUGACAGCAGCAGCACUCUAGGCAUGGUGAACGCCUGGGACCAAGCCAUGUGGCGUUUUCUUAUUUUGCCUUCCCGGAAGACUCAAGAUGUGUCUCUUCAUCCUCUCUCUCAGUAUUUGUUUACUUUGGUUUUUUGUUUUUAAUCUCAGAGAGAGGUGUAUUUAGUGGACACAAGCUGUAAUAUUCAGCAAAACUUUGUCAGUUGGUACUGUUUACAAGUCUGUUAGCUGCGUAAGCUCAAUAAAAAGUUGGUCUGGGCAUUACA